Molecule: messenger RNA, 1652 nt
Organism: Glycine soja
Lineage: Eukaryota; Viridiplantae; Streptophyta; Magnoliopsida; Fabales; Fabaceae
Product: 50S ribosomal protein L1-like
Exons: 10
Coding region: 147-1373 (408 amino acids)
Biological process (GO): translation
Cellular component (GO): large ribosomal subunit
Molecular function (GO): structural constituent of ribosome; RNA binding
Source: RefSeq, a predicted model, not a curated record
CGCGUUUCACAAUCCGUAUUAGAAUUCGGGGUGUUUCAAAACCCGAACCAACGUGGCCUCCUUCUUCCCCAGCAAAACCUCAUUUCCCAAAAACCAAAACCCCUCUCUGUCUCUCUCUCCCUCUAACACUCUCACACACUUCCACCAUGGCGGCACUUAAGCUUCUCCUCUCCCAAGCUCGCCGCCAUUCCUUCCCCAAACGCGCUUCUCACUUCCACUCUCCUAUCUCUCUCUCCUCUCACAGAUCCCUCUGCUCUUCCUCCGAAUCAAACUCAAACCCUCCCCGCAGACCCUUCGAACCAAUCCCCAUCCAACCCGUCUCCUACCCUGUCAAACCCAAACCCCCGCCGCCCGAACCUCAACCCGAACUUGAACCUUCACCCGAACCACAAUCCCACCGCCCUCCGCCGCCGGACUCGCAACGCGCGUGGACGCGCGAGGACAUCCGGUACGUGAAAGACGGGCCGUCGAUCGCACCGGUGUCGUACUCCUCGCGCGGCGUGGCGCCGCUCCCCGACGACAGGGCGCCUGUGGCGGCGGAGGACGCGGUGGAGAGCGAGAGAAGGAUGAUCGAGGCGGAGAAUGAAAUGAGGAUGCGAAUGGCCAAGGCCGCCGAGGAUGAAAGAAUGAAGGUGCCUUUCCCGCUGCUGAUUAAGCCCAAGAAAAACGAGAAGCCGCCUCCGCUUGAUUUGAACGAAGCCAUUCGCCAAGUUAAGACCAAUGCCAAGGCAAAGUUUGAUGAAACUGUUGAAGCACAUAUAAGAUUGGGUGUUGAUUCAAAGCGAACAGAAAUGGCAGUUCGUGGUACUGUGAUUCUGCCUCAUGGUGCUCCGAAGGCCGUCAGUGUGGCUGUUUUUGCAGAAGGGGCUGAGGCAGAGGAAGCAAAAGCUGCAGGAGCUGAUAUAGUUGGUGGUAAAGAGCUUAUUGAGGAGAUUGCUAGUGGUAAAAAUAAGCUUAAAGUUGACAAAUGCUUCUCAACUCCUGGAAUGGCACCUCAUCUUGGAAAGAUAGCACAAUAUCUUAGAAAGCGAAGACUGAUGCCAGAUAAGAAGCUAGGUACUCUUACUAGUGAUAUUGCUGGGCAGUUGAAAGAGCUAAGACAAGGCCGUGUAGAGUUUAAAAUGGAAAGUAAAUCAAUUUUGCAUGUGGGACUUGGAAAGGUAAGCUACAAAGAGGAGGCUUUACGGGAGAAUAUUAGUGCGUUUAUGAAUGCUGUAUUGCUUGCAAAGCCUGCUGGCUUAAAGAAGACUUCCAAAUAUGCUGGGUAUGUGCUGUCUGUCCAUGUAAGCAGCACGAUGGGCCCAGGAUUACCUGUAUCAAUACAAUCAAUAUCCAAAGCAGCAGAUAACUACAAGAAAAUGCAUGUGGUAUGAAUCAUGUGGAUAUGGCAAAUGUGGGCUUUCAACAUGAAUCCAAGCUUAGAUGAACAUAUGUUGUUGUCGUAGGUUUUUGUUCAUUGUCAUUGAUUAUGUAAGCUUUGUUUAGUGAUAUAUGUGGCAAUAAGCGAAAGUUUUGACAUUUUUUUGUGUAAGCUUGUUGAAUUUUCUGGUCACCUUAAUGGUGUAUCAUGUUCCUCAUUGCACCACAGAAAAUUAUGCCAUUACUAAGUUUAUUAUUUUAAAGCAAUAGAUACUAACCUUUUGAUAUCUGGA